AGAUCUGGCAACACUGAAACCGACUCGCAGACCGAGUUUGACCCGAUACAUCCACUGGUUGGAGGGACCUUCAAUGUCAUGUAGUGCCGUUAACUUGAUAGAAAUCUAAAUUAUUUGCUUAUUUACUCAGAUAAUCCGCUCGGGACAGCAGGCGUCGGCCACAAGGUGAGUCUUUAACGCUGCGUACUAGGUCUGGAUCUACCAUGGAGCCCAUAAUGAGUCAGAUUUGGUCGAGAGUCUGCCAGCGCCUCUACAGAACCUCAGUGAACCCCAGGAGGAGCCAUUCGGGGUGUGCUGAGCACGCCGCUGUUCCUGCCUCCACCAACUCCAGACAUACCAGGCCCACACUCCUGGUGUCUCGCCUCUACCAGCCUUCAAACCUGCGUGAUGUGGGGCAGGACAGUCGGUCGCAAGGAGAGAUGACUUGUAAGAGCCAAAGGCUCAUGCUGCAGGCCGGGCUCAUCCAUCCGUCCAACGCAGGUUGUUACUACUACCUGCCUGCCACCGUUCGCUCCAUGGAGAAGCUGAUGAGAAUCAUUGACGAAGAGAUGCAGGGGAUUGGUGGGCAGAAGCUGGACAUGCCCAGUUUAUGCUCAGCUGAACUCUGGAAAACCAGUGAGCGCUGGGAUUUGAUGGGAAAGGAGCUGCUCCGUCUGAAAGACCGCCAUGGGGUCAGCUACUGCUUGGCCCCCACACACGAGGAAGCAGUUACGACUCUGGUUGCGCACCAAACGACUCUCUCCUACAAACAGCUCCCUCUGCUUCUUUAUCAGAUCACACGCAAAUUCAGAGACGAACCGAAGCCAAAGUUCGGUCUUCUUCGAGGGAGGGAGUUCUACAUGAAGGACAUGUACUCAUUUGAUGUGAGCGAAGAAGCAGCUUACCAGACUUAUGAAGCCGUGUGCCACGCAUACACCAGGCUCUUCGCCCGUCUGGGUCUGCGCUGCAUUCAGGUGCAGGCAGACACGGGCAACAUAGGCGGAAAACUCUCCCACGAGUUCCAGCUGCCAGCAGACAUCGGUGAGGACAGGCUUCUGGUCUGUGGGAACUGCUCUUUCUCUGCCAAUGUAGAGACCAUGUCAUCAGACAGCACCGACUGCCCACAGUGCAAAACUGGCACACUGGUGGAGUCAAAGGGUAUAGAGGUGGGCCACACCUUUUACCUGGGUAAAAAGUACUCUGAUUUAUUCAAUGCCACCUUCAGCAAUGCCCAGAACAAGCCUAGUGUUGCAGAGAUGGGCUGCUUUGGUCUUGGGGUAACCCGUAUUCUCGCUGCAGCCAUUGAGGUGAUGUCGACAGAGGAGGCGAUCCGAUGGCCGGGGCUUCUCGCCCCUUACCAGGUGUGUGUUUUACCCCCAAAGAAGGGCAGUAAAAUUGACCAGGUGGCAGUCUUAGCUGAGGAACUGGUUCACACUUUGGGAGAGACUCUACCUGGUUUGAGAGGUGAAGUUGUUCUUGAUGACCGUACACAGAUGACAUUUGGAAAGAGGCUGAAGGACGCCAACAUACUGGGCUACCCAUAUGUUAUUGUAGUGGGACAGCGAGCUCUAGAGGAAACACCCAGGUUUGAGGUGAUCUGUCAGCAGACAGGUGAGACAAUGUUUCUCAGUCAGGAUGGACUGUUAGAUCUUCUGGGGAGAGUGGAAACUGUAUGAACUCUGAAUGUGGAAAUAAAUGUUUUAUUUUAUGUUUGUGUGUACUUUAUGAUGAGUAAAAUGUAAGUGAGGUGAUGGGAAAAGAAGAUAAAAGCCUUGUAUGUUUGUAAGUUAUAAACCCUACAAUGUACGUACGGUUUUACAUUUUUUAUGGCAUAAACUUACUGUCAAAACACAUGAUAUUGGACUUAAUUACUUUUGGUUUCCAUGGUGUAAUUCACAAAGUCACAAUUUUAGUUUCAUGUUCCCAUGCAAGUAAAAACAUAAACCCACAGAAGUGAACAUAAAUAAUGA
This is a messenger RNA of Dicentrarchus labrax (European seabass), 1949 nucleotides long. It is a transcript of the gene pars2, whose product is annotated as prolyl-tRNA synthetase 2, mitochondrial. Gene Ontology annotation, biological process: prolyl-tRNA aminoacylation. Gene Ontology annotation, molecular function: ATP binding; proline-tRNA ligase activity. The record is from RefSeq and is a predicted model, not a curated record. The transcript is spliced from 4 exons. NCBI's taxonomy places the organism in Eukaryota, Metazoa, Chordata, Actinopteri, Moronidae. Gene Ontology annotation, cellular component: mitochondrion; cytoplasm. Bases 204 to 1655 code for a protein of 483 amino acids.